UAUACCAGUGUAUCUUUUUGAUGACUUGAAAGUGUUCUGGUGCACGUGCGAGCGAUCCCCGAGCGGAUUUGACUCCAUAAACUCCAUUAUGGAAUUGCUGGCAUUUUUGCGCCAUAUGCCAUGUUUGAUAAUCUGCAGUAUUUUAUCUUCUAAUAGCCGUGUUGCUGCAAACACAGACAUCCCAGUCAUCAACCACUGGUCGUACCCAGUAGAAGGCCCGGCCACUGGUAUCCUUCUAAUCCAUGAAGGGAACCGGUCAUCGCUGGUGCAAGACAGAUGCAACAGGGAUACGCUUCUGUACCUAAGGGGAAGUGCAUAUCUGACAAGAGAUGGCUUCGGCUCUGCCUCGGACCCUCUGCGUGUCCCAUCACAACUCCUGCAGGACGGCACCACCCCUGUCUUGCUGUCGGCCACAUUUGCCGGUGACAGUCUCAUCAUGUCAGUCAGUGGGAUCAUCUUCACCUACAGUCUGGAGACGCGGCAGUGGACUAGAGCCAGUGGCAUCCCUGAUGAUGUGGACAUCACUAACGUUGCGUCUUUCCAGUGCUGUUACAAUGACACGGAGUGGUGUCAGGAGCAAGACAACUCAGUGGUGGCAUACAAUAGCCACAUCUCCUCAAAUACAGCGAUGAUUGAAUACUUCUUAUCGUCUGACCAAGGCCGGUCAUUUUCCGUCAGACACCUUCAGGUUGACUUUGACAUCAAGGAUGGAAUAUUGGGGGCCACUGUUCUUGGUUCGCUAUCGGCUCUUGCAUUCCUUGUUCAAAGAGAUGACAUGGCUGGUGCGCAGUUCGUCUACGACUGCAUAGACCCGACUGACACCAACUUGCCCAAGCCUGUAUCAUUGCCGUUUAAAGUCACGGGGAACCAGACCUCAUUUGCACAGCUGGAGAGUGGACUUGGUAGUCUGGUGAUAUGGGAUAGCAAGGACAUCUACUACAGUGCUGUGUCAGGCAAAGCUGUUGUCAAGGCCAGAGUCCAUGCCCAGGAUCCAUUGCCAGCUCUAGAUAUAGGGCAGACUGUUCAACAAGUUAUUUCCAACAAGGAUGGAGAUUUUGCAAUGCUGACAACAAAUGGUGACUUGUACUUUGGCAGAGAGGGGCUACUACCAAAGAUAGUCAAGCUGCCUCUGAGGAGCCCACUGCCUUGCCCCGACCACUCCUGUGUCGUCCGAUUCGCACAAACAACGAACAAGAUCCAGGUGCUGUAUCCAGCCGAUUCCAACGCAACGAACGUCAUCCCUCCAGCAACUAGCAAACUUCAGAUGCUGUCUGAGGAGAUCUACGUCCAACAGCGGCUGGCCAAAGUGGCGCCACCGUUGCAGGAUUGUCAGCAUCAAGGCAUUAUGGCUAGCUUCCAUGAUGAGCUAUUUUACUUGGACCUGGGUCAGACGUUGGAACUGAACGUCACCUUUAUCCCUGGUGCCUGGGAGCGUAAUAGCUACAUGGUGACCUUAUCCAAUCCUGGCAUUCUAUCAGUGAAUUCAAGCCUCCAAGAUGUAGGGCCCAUGGCGAAAGGUGUGACCACCAUGAAAUUGAUUAUAAAUGUGGCACUGGUGGCAGAUACCCUACCUGAGGGGCGAAAGGAUGAGGCACGCGGUAUGUCAACUCUGAGUGUGAGUGUGUAUGACUCCAGUUUGAUGUGCCAUCACAAGCAGCAAGCUGUAGCACGUGUCGUAGCAGGAUGUCCACCAGAUAGGAAUAUCCGAAUCAGAAAGAAUGGUGAAGAGGAGUGUGCAGGCAUGAGAGGUUACGUCUACAUUAUCUCCAAGGAUGCCUAUGACCCGACCUUUAUGCGGGGGUCAACCGGGGUCACUGCCACAGAAGACAAGGAGGUCGUGUAUGACUUUGACACACUGGGCUGCCCAUUUGUGGUGUACUACCAGGACAUGCUGAAACCCAUUGUUGAGUUAUAUGAUGGUGACACUUUUGUUGAGGAGGUGAAGGAGGAUUAUGUUCUGAAUGAAGUAAAUGGCAUGUUCACAUUUGGCUACGAAAAGACAGCUCAGGAGGCUGGUUGUAAGUCUCAACCACAGAGUUGGUUGCAGCAGCUGACAGCACAGGACUCACCUGACCCAGCAACUGCAUGGACAAGACAGAACUAUCGGAACUGCUCAGUAGAAGAUACCGUAGGAUUGAGGUAUCCUAACCAACCGUACGAAGUCCUGAGCAGUCGCAACAGCAACCAGCUGAAAUGGCUUCCUUACAAUAGUAUCCUUGUCUUCAAUGUGUCCGUGCUCGACCCUGACUAUAGCUUUUGUCAACUCCGGGGUAAGUUUGCCGUGCAAGUGUACGGCGUGCUCCCCUCCUCCACCCUGCCCCCUCUCCGUAUCAUGCUGGGCACCUGCGGCCUGGGACUAGCCGCCCUGGUGGCUGCCUACAUUGGCCAGAAAGUCUGGCCUGGAGAGAAGGAUCAAGAGGAGGAGAAGGAGAAACAAGAGGAUGAGGCGCAAGAGAUGUCGACAGCAUUAUAAGAUGGCUGUGGAGUACUGGCCCUAGUGGCAAAAUUUGGCAAGAGGAGUUGGCCAGUAAACUGGUAAGAGGGGAAAAGGAGGUAAUAACAGGGGGAGGUGGUUUGGGUAUGUGGGCGGGCAAGAUGGAAAGAAAUGGGAUAAUUUGCUAGGGAUGUCGAUCUACGUCGCAUAGCAGCAGUCAGAGCUUCCCUUUCACUCCAUACAGCUGAACAACUCAUCCACGCAUUCAUCUCAUCCAGACUAGACUUCUGCAACAGUUUACUUACAGGACUACCUCAGCAAUUAUUAAUACGCCUCCAGAGAGUCCAAAAUGCGUCUGCCCGCUUACUGACCAAAACAAGAUCAUACGAGCAUAUAACACCUUUAUUAUACAAUCUUCAUUGGCUUCCUGUUUAAUACAGAAUACAGUUCAAAAUCCUGCUCCUUACAUUCAAAGCCCUUCAUGGAUUAGCUGCAUCCUACAUACGAGACCUGUUACAACUUCGCAACCUGCGACCAGGCCUCAGAUCUUCUUCAUCACAGAUACCUUCUGUUCCCAAAACGCGCCCGGCAAGCUACGGGGUCCGGGCCUUUUCCAGCUGUGCACUGCGUCUCUGGAAUUCCUUGCCAGACGAGUUAAGGGACACAACUGAUAUGUCAUCAUUCAAACGACUCAUCUUUUCAAUCUAUCAUUUAAACCACAGUGAUUUGCUAGUGACCGGCGCCUUUGAAUGGUUCUCCAGAAACUGUGCGCCUUAUAAAUUAUCUGUUAUUAUCUGUUGUUAUGUCAUCAUCAUAAGUAACCCGGAACAUUGUGAUCUGCCCGGACAGCCUACUUAACAAGAGGGGUGCUUGAUUUAUGAAGUCACGUCUUGUGGAUGGGGAAAUGAUUUUGUUUAAAAAAAAGCACCUUCGGCCUUUUUCUGAGGUACCUUUCCAUCAGUUUCAUUUUGAGGAAAAUGUCACCCAAGCCACUACUGAGUUUUGAAAAACAUAUUUUCGAUUUGGCAGAGUGGUAUUUUGUAUUUGAAAUUAUUCUAUGUAUAUCAAAUCAAGCCUUCAGAGGUUUGCAGCAUUCAGCAAACCUCUUCAGGUUUUAAUGUUUGAACAGUUUUGAUAUUUCAGAUCUUGUAGUUUGUCACAUGUAUGAUUGUGUGUUGGUUUUAUACCAAAACAGUAUUUGUUUGAAAGUUGUAUGGAAACAGAGAUUGUUUGAGUAAAUUUAAAGGCAUUUGUUUUGAAAGAACUCAGUGGAGUUGCAGUCGCAUGUUGUGGUUGCUCAUUGUCACUUUUAAUAAAUGCUGAAGCUUUUUUUUUAGUUCUAAAAUUUGUAAGGAAUAUUUGAAUUUUGGUAGCGAGUAUUUGAAUUUGCUGUUUAAAUUGCGAAGCUUUGUAAAUUGAAUAAAUAAUUAAGCGUUAUUUCUUUCUGAUUAUUUUUGCUCAAAUUCUUUAUGACUUUCGUACGAGGACUUUGUUAUUAAAAUCGAGGCAAUUUGCCAAUUCAAGUUUUGAUAAUUGA
Molecule: messenger RNA, 3971 nt
Organism: Patiria miniata (bat star)
Lineage: Eukaryota; Metazoa; Echinodermata; Asteroidea; Valvatida; Asterinidae
Product: cation channel sperm-associated protein subunit delta-like
Exons: 20
Coding region: 89-2473 (794 amino acids)
Biological process (GO): sperm capacitation; flagellated sperm motility
Cellular component (GO): CatSper complex; sperm principal piece
Source: RefSeq, a predicted model, not a curated record